CGCUAUUCCAAAUAAUUCUGUACAUUGGCUACUUGAGUAAUACCAAGCUGACAGAAAUAGUGAACCCAAUCAACUUGAUACAGUUCUUCAACAAUUAUUGUCACAAUGGAUCGUGGGACUAAACGUGCUAGAUAUAGUCCAGAAAAUGAGAAGAGUAGCGCUGUGUCGGAGAACCCUAAGAAAGAUGAUUCGUCAAAAAAUCCUGACAAAUUCGCUAACAUAUUUGGCAAAACUGGUGGUGCGUAUAUUCCCCCUGGUCGACUUCGCCAAAUGCAAGCCCAGAUAACUGACAAAUCAUCUGAGGCCUAUCAACGAAUUGCUUGGGAAGCACUGAAAAAAUCCAUCCAUGGUUUUAUUAAUAAAGUGAAUGUAUCUAACUUAUCUGAAGUUGUCAAACAACUACUUAUGGAAAAUAUUGUUAGAGGUAGAGGUUUAUUCGUUAGAUCCCUUUUAACCGCACAAUCGGCGUCACCAACUUUCACCCAUGUUUUUUCGGCCCUUGUUGCUGUUGUCAAUUCGAAAUUUCCCAAGGUCGGAGAACUGGUUCUUAAACGAUUAAUCAAUGAAUUCCGUAAAGCAUUUCGACGUAAUCAGAAAGAUCGAUGUUUGUCUACUGCACGAUUUCUAGCUCAUUUGGUCAACCAAAAAGUUGUUCAUGAAUUAAUAAUCCUGGAAUUAUUGACGCUACUACUGGAGCAAACAACCGAUGACAGUGUAGAAGUGGCAGUAUCUGUCCUUAAAGAAUGUGGUGCUAUGCUUUCACGUCUUGUACCGAAAGGUGUUCAUGGAAUUUUCGAACAUCUUCGACGUAUCCUAAAUGAAGGUCAAUGCGAUAAACGUAUUUCUUAUAUGUUAGAAGUUAUGUUUCAGAUUCGUCGUGAUGGAUGGAAAGAUCAUCCGAUUGUCUUGCCAGAACUUGAUUUAAUUCAAGAAAGUGAUCAAAUCACUCAUACAACUUCACUUCUUGAUCAAGUAGAUCCAGAGGAACAUUUGAAUGUGUUUAAAUUCGAUCCAGAAUUCUUGGCAAAUGAAGCAAAGUAUGCUGAAAUCAGAGCAGCAUUAUUUGAAUCGAAUGAAGAUUCAGAAGCUGAGUCAGAUGGUGAAAAUGAAGGUGAAGAUUCAGACGAAUCAGGUGAUGAAGAUGAUGACGGUGAUGAAGAGGAUGAAGAACAUAAACGUAGUGCCGCUGCAACUGCAGAGAAUCAACAAACAAUUAUUGAUCAAACAGAAACAAAUCUAGUCCACCUACGUCGUACCAUCUACUUGAUGCUGCAAAGUAGUUUAAGUGCAGAUGAAGCUGGACAUCGUCUUCUGCAGUUGAAAAUUAAACCUGGAGAAGAGUAUGAAGUAGCUUCUAUGGUUUUAGAUUGUUGUGCUCAAACACGUAGUUAUGAAAGUCGUUAUGGUCGAUUAGCUCAAAGGCUUUGCCGAGUUGUCUUUCCAUCUAGUACCCCAUCCAGCACGGGAUCUACUACUGUUUCUGUAAGCUCCGACUUAGGUCCCGGUAGCCGAUAUCGAAGUAAUAAAGAGGUCAGUAAGCCUACAGCGAAAGAAGAGACUCCUGCACCGGUUGUAGAAGAAUCAGGUCCACCCCGUAGUUAUGUUGCUCAGUUUGAAAAGAUUUUCUCUGAACAAUACUCAAUUAUUCAUAGAUUGGAAACUGCAAAAUUACGUAAUGUUGCUUUCUUGUUUGCCCAUCUUUUAUACUCUGAUUCUAUAUCAUGGGGUGUAUUUGAAUGUGUACGUUUGAAUGAACGUGAUACAACUUCUUCUGGACGCAUAUUUCUCAAGCACCUUUUUUUGGAACUUUGCUCAUUUAUGGGCUUGUCGAAGUUACAAGCAAGACUUCGUGAUGAGACACUUCAGCCAUUUUUUGCUGGUCUCCUACCACGUGAUAAUCCUAAAGAUACACGAUUUGCUAUUAAUUUUUUAACCACAAUUGGUUUAGGUGGUUUAACCUUAGACCUUCGUGAACAUUUACAGGCAUCACGUGAUUCAGCUCUGGCAAAAAAAGAAUCUGAAUCCAAGAAUAAACUAUCAUCAUCCGUCUUAGGUGAUAUAUCAAUUUCAUCUUCAUCGUCUUCUUCAAGUUCAUCUAGUGGUGAUAGUAGUAGUAGUGAAUCAGAGUCGAGUUGUUCAAAUGAUGAAAAGCAUCGUAAAAAGAGGAAACAUUCUAAAGACAAGCAUAAAUUACAAAAGAAAUCACAUAGCAAUCGUCAUCAUGACGAACAUCACCAGCAACAUAAAUCUUAUAAACAUACUUCAUCGAAACACUCUGAAAUGCCAUCGGAUAGAAUUUCCAAACAUUCUGAUUCAACACAUAAAAAUGAUAAAAGGUCUCGUUUAAAAACUCGUCCUGUAGACACUCCAUUUUUCAAUGAUACACCCAAUUCGCCUGCCCAUUCACGUCAAAUAAAAAUGAAAGUGAAAUAACUAUGCCUUUUAUUAAUGUUUUUACAGUUCCUACAUUUGUACAAAAAAAUUGUAUAAUUAUUUAUAAAGAUAUCUUUUUCAAUUGGUUCUAAUCAUUUUGUUGCAUCCAGCAAAAUCAAUCGUCACUUUUUUAAUAGAAUUUAUCUCCGAGAUAAUUUAAAAACUUGUUUCUUUCUAAAAAUACAAUUACGUCCUAAAUAUGCUUGACUACCGUCUAUUUGAAUUCGCACUAUUGUCUGAAAUACAAAUAGAUUGGUAAAAAAACCGGAGAUAUUAGUCCAUGAAAUUGUUGAGUAUUGAACUUAGCUGUGUUGGUAGGCAUGGAAUACACGUGGUUAGGGUCCGUGUUAUAAUCACUACCAGUGGCUAAGAACGUUGAGUAACUUGGCUCGGAUUUAGGGACAACGGUUCAGCCUUACUCACCUUUUAUCCUACUCUAGGUCUUUUCAUUCCUUUCCGAACCAUAUCCUCAGCUUCUAGUCUCACUAUUAUCAGGACUACUAUCGUUGUGACUCGUUUGGUAUUUAUCUCGUUAAUUUCUUUUUGCUACGCUAACGCAUAUUUCAGGCUCUAUACUAAUUUUGGCUAUCAAGUCAGCUACAACAUAGGACCAGGCUGACUUCAAAAACAUUUAGAAUGUUUCCCGUAAAAAGAAAGUCGAAAGAUAACACUCUUUUCGUAAGACCAUUGAAGGUUUGUAGAAGCCUAGGGAUUUCAAACAAGAAAAAAACAGCUAUCCAACCCAUCGUGGUUUUCAUCGGUUCUAAAAUAUUGAAAUUUAUUGAUUAGCUCUAAGAAAUCGUUCCUCUUAUUUCGUCAUUGUUAAUUGAGUUAAACUUAUUGUAUAUAUAGAAAACACGAAGUUCAACGAAUUUAUUAACAAGCUGUACAAUCAUGUAUGUGUAUGAAAUUUUUUUAAAGUACUAGUUCCAUGAGGACAUAUGAACAAGGAAUAAAUAUGAUAAUGUAGUCGUGCACAGACCAAAUUGCAACACUACGGAUCAUCGUCGAACAAUCAGUUGAGUGGAACUCAUCACUAUACAUAAACUUCAUUGAUUAUGAAAAGGCAUUCGACAGUGUAGAUAGGAGGACAUUAUGGAAACUUCUUCGACACUACGGAGUUCCUGAGAAGAUUGUCAAUAUUAUCCGGAACUCAUACGACGGACUACAGUGCAAAGUAGUGCAUGGAGAACAGCUGACAGAUGCAUUCCAAGUAAGGACCGGAGUCAGACAAGGCUGUUUACUCUCUCCCUUCCUCUUUCUUCUGGUGGUCGACUGGAUUAUGAAGACCUCGACAUCUGAAGGAAAACACGGAAUACAAUGGACAGCUCAGAACCAAUUAGACGAUUUGGACUUCGCAGAUGACCUAGCCCUCCUAUCACGUACACACGAACAGAUGCAGAUGAAGACAGCCAAUGUAGCAGCAGUCUCUGCAUCAGUAGGCCUCAGCAUACACAAGGGGAAAACCAAGGUCCUCAAAUUCAAAGCGAAAAACAGCAAUCCAAUCACUCUUGAUGGCGAAACUCUGGAAGAUGUAGAGUCCUUCACAUACCUGGGAAGCAUCAUCGAUGAACAAGGAGGAUCCGAUGCAGACGUAAAGGCGAGGAUCGGCAAAGCAAGGGCUGCAUUCCUACAAUUGAAGAACAUAUGGAACUCAAAACAACUUUCAACCAAUAUCAAAGUGAGAAUCUUCAAUACGAACGUCAAGAUGGUUCUACUGUAUGGAGCUGAAACUUGGAGAACUACAACAACCACAAUCAAGAAAGUACAAGUAUUUAUAAAUAGCUGUCUACGCAAGAUACUCAACAUCCAUUGGCCGGAUACCAUCAGCAAUAGCCUUCUGUGGGAGAGAACAAACCAACUUCCAGCUGAGGAAGAAAUUAGGAAAAGACGAUGGAAAUGGAUAGGACAUACAUUACGCAAAUCGUCAAACUGCAUCACGAGGCAAGCCCUAACGUGGAAUCCUGAAGGGAAGCGAAAAAGAGGAAGGCCAAAGAACGUAUUCCGUCGGAUAAUAGAAGCAGAUAUGAAAACGAUGAAUUACAACUGGACGGAGCUAGAAAGGAUUGCCCAGAACAGGGUUGGAUGGAGAAUGCUGGUGAGCGGCCUAUGCUCCUUCACGAGGAGUAACAGGCGUAAGUAAGUAAGCAAAAUUACAUUAUUAGAUUGCGUAAUAUGGAUUAUUACAAUAGAAGAUUGUGUGUGUACAAAUAGAAACUAAGAAGUUAACAACGGAUUAUAAUGUGAAUUAAGUAAGAUGAUUAAAAUGUUUUUGUUACAAUAACUAAAGGUAAUCAAGGCGCAAAGUUAAACGAAGUGAUAUCCGAAAGAAUUAUAAAUGAUAUCAUGAAGAUAUGAGACAUAAGUAAAUGGAAAGGAGGAUAUUUUCAACUUCGGAAUGAAAUAAUAGAUUAAGGCCAAGAUAACGAUACGACAUACUUCGUUUUUAUGCGCAGUUCUGGCUUGAGCUCAUGGAUGGUGAGAGCUUCUGCUGUUUUGAGGAGUUGGAUAAGAACAAAUCUAGGUAGAUUUAGAGGAAUUGUGUAAACAACCUUAAAAUCAACCUGUGGAUCAGUAGGACGAUUAAAUGUUCAAGAAUAUAACUUUUAAGUGCUUUCCUCUCAUCCUUGUAGAAUCUUAUUGGGACAUAUUUUCGUAUCCGAUUUGGAAGCAAGCACUGGCUACGGCCUAUAAUACGUUGUACCCAGAAAAGCACAAAUCUAAACACAUGAUUUAAAAGUAAUGUAUUCCAGUGACCAUUUUGUGGAAAACUUCCUUGAAUAGCUUCUCUUAGUGAAAUAUAUAAAGUCAAAUAAGGGAUUUUGUGGAUAUUAUAGUAAUUUAAUAGUUAAAUUCAUGAGUAAACUGAAGCUAGACCACCAUGGAAAACCUGGAAUCAUUGGACGGCCGUUUUGUCCCAGUAUGGGAAUCAGCAGUGCGCAUGCACGGUCCCGCCCUGCGAGGUUCGGACCCAGGACCUGGCGGUCUCGCACGCAAGUGCUUAACCACUGAGCCAGUAUCCAACGCUGUUAAUGUCUAACUUCAACUAAUCCACGAAAUUGAGCUACCGUUUACCAUUGUCUUCAAUGAGUUACUAUCUCACAACAGGCCUGGUUGAACUCCAUUGGUCACAGCUCAAUAGAACUCCAGGAAAUACCUCUUGGAGACCACCGGUUCAGUGGUCUAGUGGUUAGACACUCGCAAGACUGAUAGGUCGUUGGUUCGAGUCUCACGAGGCAGGGUCGUGGUUGCUCAGUGUCCCACACUAGAACAAGACGGUCAUCCAAUGCUCCCAGGUCUUCCAUGGUGGUUUAGCUUCAAUUGACUCAUAUAUUUAAAGCAUUAAGUUAUCCUUUGAAUAAUUUUUUUCUUUUUUCAACCAUAUUUCUAGUUGAAAUUCCGUCCGAAGUUUGAUGAAUCCGUUGUAUUGUGAUAAAAGCUAGUUAAAUGCAAAGUUAGUAGACGGGUUCUGUGGUGUUUGUAUGAACUAAUAAUUCCUUUGUACUUGAUGACUGUCUUAUUUCGAAUCCCAAAUACAAUACGUUCUUUCGUG
Molecule: messenger RNA, 5986 nt
Organism: Schistosoma haematobium
Lineage: Eukaryota; Metazoa; Platyhelminthes; Trematoda; Strigeidida; Schistosomatidae
Product: pre-mRNA-splicing factor cwc22
Exons: 4
Coding region: 106-2433 (775 amino acids)
Biological process (GO): mRNA splicing, via spliceosome
Cellular component (GO): catalytic step 2 spliceosome
Molecular function (GO): protein binding; RNA binding
Source: RefSeq, a predicted model, not a curated record